AUGCAGCCAUAUAUUAAUCGACAAAAUAAAAUUCAUGCAGCACUUGAUACAUUAAAAAAUUAUCUUAUUAAUUCGAAACCUCCAAGUGUAAAUAGUGUAGCAAAUAACUUUAGACUUAGAAGCUACACUUUGAUGAGCUGUAAAAAUAAUGCUACUGGAUCAUAUAUUUCACCUUUAAUUAUUUAUAAAGGUGUUUGUACAAUUCCUAAUUUAUUAGAAGGUGCAUCAUCUGGAACUGUAAUGGGUUUUACAAAUACUGG
Funneliformis geosporum is the source of this 260-nucleotide messenger RNA. The record is from the annotation of a GenBank genome assembly. Lineage: Eukaryota; Fungi; Glomeromycota; Glomeromycetes; Glomerales; Glomeraceae.